Phytophthora infestans T30-4 is the source of this 1794-nucleotide messenger RNA. RefSeq names its product leukotriene A-4 hydrolase, putative. Gene Ontology annotation, cellular component: cytosol. NCBI's taxonomy places the organism in Eukaryota, Oomycota, Peronosporomycetes, Peronosporales, Peronosporaceae. Gene Ontology annotation, molecular function: zinc ion binding; metallopeptidase activity. The record is from RefSeq and is a predicted model, not a curated record. The transcript has 4 exons. Bases 1 to 1794 code for a protein of 597 amino acids.
AUGGCUACUCUUGUGGCCUCCCCCUCGCUGCGCUCGCAGUCGUUCGCCAACCUGGACGAAGUACUGUACCGCCACCUUCAAUGGACGCUAGCCAUCGACUUUGAGCGUCAGCAGCUCGAGGGAUUCGCCGAGUACACGUUCGCCUACACGGGCACAGCCAAUGACCAACACUCUGUCGGUCUGCAGUGGCUCUCCCCGCUCUUGACAGCAGGCAAAGAGCACCCGUUCCUGUUCACUCAGUGCCAAGCUAACCACGCGCGCAGUGUAGUGCCGUGUCCCGACACACCGGCAGCCAAGUUCACAUAUUCUACAACUGUUACAGUGCCUCACUGGUGUACAGUACUAAUGAGUGCAAUUGCGCAUGGCCACAUCAAGAAUGAUGAUCACCAACCGACCAAAAAGUGGAGUUUCCGACAAAAUGUACCCAUUCCCUCAUAUUUGCUGGCAAUUGCAGCUGGCCACAUGGAAAGUGUCGAGUUAAGCCCGAGAAAGAAAGUGUGGGCUGAACCGCGAGUUGUCACUCGAGCAGCGCAUGAAUACGACCUCGUGUGUCUGCCCCCGUCGUUCCCUUAUGGAGGGAUGGAGAACCCGUGUUUAACCUUUGUGACCCCCACGCUACUUGCUGGCGAUCGCUCGUACGCUGAUGUGGUGGCACAUGAAAUUGCCCACUCGUGGACUGGGAACCUGGUGACGAACGCGACGUGGAGCGAUUUCUGGCUCAACGAAGGCUGGACAGUGUGGCUUGAACGCAAAAUUGUAGCCAAAAUCCACAAUGACCCUAAAACAUACGAUCUCAAGGCUGCUCUGGGCAUGCGCGGCCUUGUUGAAGCCAUUCAGUCGUUCGGAGCUUCCCAUCCUUACACCGCCCUCGUCCCUGAUACGGAAGGCGUGGACCCAGACGACGUGUUCUCUCGUGUGCCGUAUGAAAAGGAAUUCAACUUUCUGCACUAUCUGUCGACAGUUGUGGGGGCUGAGGAGUUCGACUUGUUCGCCCAAGCUUAUAUCCAGAAAUUCAAGUUCCAGACUCUCACGUCUCGAGAUUUCCGUGUCUUCUUUGAGAAUCACUUUGCCGCCUUCCCGGACGGGCUCCGUCAGAUUGACUGGGAUGGCUGGUUCUUCUCAACGGGCUCGCCAUUGAUUGAGAACAAGUUCGACACGUCAGUGAUCAGUCAGGUUCGAGCGCUUGGAGACAAGAUGAUGGCUACAUCAGAUAACGACAAGUGGGCGAAGACCAUGACGCCGAGUGCGCUGCGUAAAUGGCCAGCCUCGCUGUGGAUUCUGCUUCUGGAUACGUUGCUACUGCUACAGACUGGAAGUCAAACCAAGCUCUCUGCUGCGCAUCUGGACGCUAUUGACGCGUUCGCCCACCGUCAUCUGAGCACAACACAUAACUCGGAGCUGCGUUUCCGUUGGUUCACGCUGUCUCUGCGCUCCUGUGACCUUCGAGUCCUUGACCGGACUGUUGAGUUCCUCAAGGAGCAGGGACGGAUGAAGUUUGUCCGACCGCUCUUCAGAGACCUGUGUGUGGCGCUAGGCGUUGUCCAGGGCGCCGCUAUUUUCGAGGACUGCAAGGCGCUCUACCACCCGAUUGCAGCCAAGAUGAUCCAGCGAGAUAUUGACAACAUGCAGACGGCCAAGAAACGGCGAAGCUCGGAGCUCUCGAACGAUUUUAACGGCAUUUUUGCACAUUGGCUAGGUCUGCCACAACAGUUCUCGAGCUACUCGCCGUUCCUGGCAGUACUGCUUGGGGGUCUCACUGUAGCGACGGCGGUGGUGUUGUUAAAGAGACGCUAA